CUUACUUUUGUUUACCAAGCUUAUAUUUUUGAGUUAAGUUUUCUCAUUUUUUAUAAGAUCGUGUUCGUGAGUGUUUAAAUUAAUAGUUUCUCCGUAUUGUUUGUUCAAUAUAAUAAACGUGUGAUGAAAGGCAAACAUAAGUACCUGAUGUAUGAUAGUGAACAGCGUGGGUUAAUAUAACUUAGCCUAAGUUUCUCACUGGUGUAACUUUUUUCUGGAUUUUCAGUCUUGGAUUAUUCAGAUGAUGAUGAAGAAUUUAACUCAUUAUUUUAAAUCACCAAAGGAAGAUGAAGAUAAAGUUGAGAAAACUGAUCUUAUUAACAAGAAGAUCAAUGAAGAAACACCCCCAAAAAAGAGAAAAAUAAAUCUUUCAAAAAGUAAGAAGAAAGCAAGCGAGUCUGCCAAAGAUAACGUUUUACCUGAACAUCCAAGUAGUGAAGAUGCAGUACAAAAUCAAAUAGAGAUGCCAAAAUCAACAGAAGAAGUGCCUAAUAAAAACAGUAAAAAACGUAAAUUAGAAUCCGAUUCCAACAGCUCAGGUAAAAGGGUUAAAACAACGAAACCAUUAGAAAACAGCCUAAAAAAGCGCAAUAAAAAAAGUAUAGUCAGUUCUAACAGAAAUCUGCAAUCCUCCAAAUGUGAUAAUAAUGUAACUUCCGAAGAUUCUACUUCAAAAAUAUGUGAUGUUGAAUCUAUUGUUAUAGAAAAUACAUCAUCUUGUGAUGAGCCACUAGUGAGAGUAAAACGAAAACCAAGAAAACACUUGUUCGAUGAUUCAGAUGAUGAACUUCAAUCAACAAAAUCUGAAAAACCUGAAUCAACACAAACAUCUGAGCCGGUUGAAAGCAAUAAUAGUAGUUGUAACGCAACUUCUCGGAACAGCUUAUUUAGUUAUUUUAAUAAAGUAGACAAGGACACUGUAUUAAAACAACAGCAACAGAAAUCUAGUAAAAUUGAAGUUAAAGCAGAUAUUCAUUCAUCUUCAAACGGCGAAAAAAUUGAAAGAAAGAGUGUGGACAAAAUAACAAUAAAGAAUAAAACAAUGAAACAUAAAAAUAAAUCUCUACUCGAUGAUAGUGAUAGUAUUGAGUUAAUCAGUUCAGAAGAAAUCACUGAUGAAAAUGAUUCAUUGAGUGUUAAUGUUUCUGUGGAGGUGGAUCAGAAUAAUAAAAUUUCGUCCAAUUUAAAUAUACAAAGCCAAUCGAUUAAAUCUCAACCUUCAAAUAUUGCAAGUAUUUUUAUGGCAAAGAAAAUUCGGCAAAAUAAGGCUGAUGAGGGAGUAUCCUCAAACGGAAUGAAUUUACUCGUCCAAUCAGAAACUCAGAAAGAUAACAGUGAAAAAGAAAAUUUGAACGACUCACCUGUUGUGUCACUCAAAGCCAAUAAAAGUUUGAAGUCAAGGAAGAGUUUAAAAAGUAAACAAACGUCUGGUAAAAAACAAGCGUCUAGCAAAACUGAAAAAGAGUUACCUAUUGAAUCAACAUCACGGAAAAAUGAAAAAGAUACUCCAACAGUUGAUACAACUCCUACCUUAAAUUCUUCGUCUUCCAAUGGCAGCAAAAAAACAAGAUGUUCGAGCAGUGUUAAAAAUCCCACUGAAGGGAAAAAACUUGAAGUUGAUAGUCCUAAAGCUGUAAAAGCAAUCAAGAAUCUAAAAUGUUCUGAAGGCCAUAAAACUCCCGACAAACAAAAGUUGAAAAAAUGUGAUGAUGGAAAAAUUACACCAAAUAAAAAAACAACUAUAAAUGGUUUCUUUAGUCCAAAAAGUAAUAACUUGUCGAAUACGAACGUUAUUGGUACUGAGAAAAUUACCCCAAAAGCAAAGUCUGCAUGGGUUAUGAAAGUUUGCCUGAGUGCAUCGAAAAAUCUCAAGGUGGAUUCUGAUGAAGAUGAUUUGAAAUGCUCUCAGGAUUCUGGCAAAGGGGACAGUGAAGUAUUAUCCUGCCCUCUUGAAGAAUUGAGUCAGAAAACCAUUGGAGAAAACAGGACGCUAAAAACUGACGAUGUUGUAGUUAUCGAUGAUGAUGACUCGGCUGUGGAAGUCAGUGAAUCUAAUGGUAGAAGUAAAAGAUCAUCACUUCCAAGAAAUACCAAAAAGCCAAAACCAAACGUUGAGAAUGAAGAAGAUGAAGAAGUAAAAGUGGUGGAGGUUAAGCCUCAAACCCCUAAACCUGCUGUAAAAAUGUGGCCUUUUUUCCAAAAGGGAGGCGCUCGACAAGUUAAAGAUGCUCCAGUCAAUGAAGCCCAAAUGAAAGCCAAGAUGUUAUUUCUAGAAAGUGGUGUCCCUGAAAGCGUUAAGAGAAAGGUAGAGGCUGUGAAAAGUGACACAAUCCUCGGGUCACCAGCGCCUUUUCCAACCAUCAGUCACGUUCUGCAAGCUGAAGAGAUCAGCUGUUCAGACUCUGGUAACUUGAACCUACCUCCAAUCAGGAGCGUCUCUCCGCCUCCUGUCAUUCCUGUCUGGACCUCUAGUCUUCCCCUGGACGAACAGGAUGAAUCUGAAAUCUCAACUUUUGAGCGUCCUGGGAAUGGAAACGUGAAAGCGUUUUUGGAAAAAUUGAAAGAACAGGAACCAAAAACUGAAGUUAAAGUCCUCUUCAAAAAACUGAAAGAAUAUAAAAACAAGGCAGAAUCCGAUAUCUGGACUGAGGUAUACAAGCCUACCAACUCUGCCGAUAUGGUAGGCAACUCUGAGAACAUCAAGAAACUGAAAACGUGGCUCGAAACCUUGAAGAACUGCAGGAAAAGAGAAGGCAGUGUCAGUAGUGGGGAUGAAUUUGUCAGUGAUGACAGUAACGGAGAUGACAGCAACUUCAACAACAUGGCUGUCAUAUCAGGCCCAUGUGGGUGCGGCAAAACCAGUGCUGUCUAUGCUAUAGCUAAGGAGCUCGAUAUUAAGGUGCUAGAGAUAAACGCAUCGUGCAACAGAUCAGGCAAACGCAUUUUAGCGGAGUUCUCCGAGUCAACUCAAUCACACCAUGUGGAGAGGUCCCAGCCUAUCAGUGGACUGUUUAACAACCAAGGUUCAGGGAAGAAGAAGAGGAAAAAGUCCAAACAUAUUGAAAAGUCAAAGUCAGAGAAAACAUCACUUAUUUUGGUGGAAGAUGCAGAUCUCUUAUUUGCGGACUGUGACGAGGGGUUUGUUCCGGCUCUGGCCUCCCUUGCUGCAAGCUCCAAGAGGCCGAUUGUUCUAGUCACCAACCAGGCCAAUUCAACUCACCUGGAUCGCUUCAACAACUCUAAACUGCUGCGGAUCACAUUCAACAGACCGAGGCCGAACAAACUGAGUUUGUGGUUGCGGCUGGUAGGUCUAGUGGAGGGGGUGAUGAUGUCAACAGACCUAGCCUUACGUCUGGUCACUGUCUGCAACUGUGAUGUCCGCAGGUGUCUAUUGCACCUGCAACUCAUGAUCAAGUGCAAUAAUACAGAGGUUCAAGACAAAAUCAACGUGAAUAGAUUGUGGUGGGGAUGGCCCGGACGGUAUCAACUCAAUUACGAACUGCCAACGCUACUGGAACCUGAGGAGGAACUGAGGCCUGAGACAGACAAGGCAACUGUGCGGCGCCAGCUUGAGGCAGUGGCAGACACAACACGGCGCCUGGCGCUACUGGACAUCCUGUCCCCUGGCAUCAGAGAGGAAUGUGUUGAGGAACAUGAAGACCCUUGUCCGAUGGCUUGGUCGGCCAGGUGGAAGGACAGUACUGCACUGACAGCUCCUACCUCAGGCCACAGUCUUGGCCAGAGUGAGGAGGCCGAGUGGCUACAGCAGGCCUUGGCCUACCAGGAGCUUGGCCUAUCACACAGGACGAGCCAGACACCUCAGGAGGCCAGGUGGCUUUCUAUUCUGAGGCAAGCUGAGCAGCUGUACAUGCCGGGUAUUACGACGACGGCACACACCAACCAUCAGGGAGUGACUUGUGACUACCUGCCUGUGUUGCGGGAAUUAGGACGAUCCGAGCAAGUCAGGCUGGCCAACUAUACGAGACGAGCCAACCGAUUCUUCAACUACCUCCAGGGCCUGGGCAUACACGCUAGCAAGUCAUACAGAGACUUUAUGUGCGACGCUUUCUCAUGACCUUUUCGACUGCUAGUCAGUAAUGUACAAUGUGUAAAUAAUGUGUGAAUUGUAUAGGUGAAUUUCAUCCAGAUGUACAGUGAAACCUCGUUUAACCUCCCUCUUCAAACCUUCUGUUGUCUGUCAUUUUAAAAAUGUGUAUUGCUAUUUUUAACGUACAUUUUUGCUGGGCAACAGUUUUUAAAUUAAAUUUUAUUUAUGUAUUGCAAAGAAUAUGAUAAAUUUGGAAUUCAGGUGUAUACUGUACCAUUUCAUUCCAAAAUAAUUGUCCUAGUGAUUUUGACAUUUCAAACAUUUUAAAGGAAUUUCUUUGACAUUUCAUACAUUUUAAAGGAAUUUCUCCUGGUUCUAUGGGUGACGGUUAAUAGAGGUUUUGCUGUAACUCAUUCCUCAAUGUGAAGUAUAAUUCAUAUGAAUCUGUGUAAGAAGUGGAAUCGCACAAGGUUUUACAGUGCCUUUUAAUAGGGCUUUAGUUUUAAAAUGUGUCCUUUAAUAAAAGUUACGUUAUUGUAACUAGUUGAUUAGUUUUAAGUAAAAUUAAUCGGGGUUUUUAUGUUUAAGUAUUAAUAACAGUUUUCACAGCUUUAAGGUUCUAGUAUGUAGCUAUUAAUUUAGAAUAUAAUACUUUUUGAGCAUUAACCCAUUCCCGCCUAAAGACAGGCAGGGCCCGUCCUACCUCGUCAGGUUACGAAAGACUAAACACGGGCAGCGCCCAUCCUCACGCAUAAUGCAUUAUUAUGCGUUAUUAUUAGGCUUAUACAUUAUUAUUGAUUUACCUAAUUUUCCCAAUCUUGUAAUUAGUUUCAAAAGUAUUAUAAUUAUGCUUAGACUAUUAUUUCCCAUUUAUUUCAAUACUCGCAACGCUCUGUACACAUGAAAUUUUGGUGCAAAAAUUGUAUUAGACCUAGACUUAUUUUGUCGUUUUGCAUAGUUUUACAAAAACAGCUAUAAAAUGAAGGAUUUUAUAUACAA
This is a messenger RNA of Macrosteles quadrilineatus (aster leafhopper), 5047 nucleotides long. Its product is annotated as ATPase family AAA domain-containing protein 5-like. The record is from RefSeq and is a predicted model, not a curated record. Lineage: Eukaryota; Metazoa; Arthropoda; Insecta; Hemiptera; Cicadellidae. The coding region runs from base 242 to 4075 and encodes 1277 amino acids. Gene Ontology annotation, cellular component: nucleus. The transcript has 15 exons. Gene Ontology annotation, molecular function: DNA binding; ATP hydrolysis activity; DNA clamp unloader activity.